Molecule: messenger RNA, 1509 nt
Organism: Capronia coronata CBS 617.96
Lineage: Eukaryota; Fungi; Ascomycota; Eurotiomycetes; Chaetothyriales; Herpotrichiellaceae
Exons: 5
Coding region: 1-1509 (502 amino acids)
Biological process (GO): COPI coating of Golgi vesicle
Molecular function (GO): GTPase activator activity
Source: RefSeq, a predicted model, not a curated record
AUGACCGCCACAAAGGCUCAGUCGCAGAAGAUCUUCGAGAAACUCAAGUCGAAGCCUGCCAACAAGGUAUGCUUCGACUGUGGUCAGAAGAACCCAACAUGGUCAUCCGUACCCUUCGGAGUCUACCUCUGUCUCGACUGCUCCUCCAACCAUAGGAAUCUGGGUGUCCAUAUCUCCUUUGUGCGAUCAACCAACCUGGAUGUGUGGCAAUGGAGCCAGUUACGGACCAUGAAGGUCGGAGGCAACGAGUCGGCCACGAAAUUCUUCCAGUCCAACGGUGGAAGUGCAGCUCUUGCCAGUAAAGACGCCAAAGUCAAAUACACUUCCAACGCUGCGAACAAAUACAAAGAGGAACUCAAGCGCAGGGCAGCAAGAGACGCAGAAGAAUAUCCAAACGAAGUCGUCAUUACGGAUGAAUCCUCAACCACUCCUGCUGACGGCGCGUCAACACCAGCAGGCGAACCAGCCGACGACUUCUUCUCUUCUUGGGACAAGCCGACCAUCAAACGACCUAGCAACCCACCGUCACGCAGCGGCACGCCUCCAGUAGCGUCACGUACCGCAUCUCCUUUCCUCACCGCCGGUAACGCCACCAAUGGCUCCGCAGCGCGCCCCAAGUCUCCUUCUCCGCUCGCCUCUGCUGCGGCCGAUGCAGAGCACGCCCUGCCUGCUCCAGCAGCCAUCCGGACGACGUCUUCAUCCGCCAUCCGCAAGGGACCUUCCGCGGGCGGUGUCGGCGCCAAACGCACCAACGUAUUAGGUGCGAAGAAGACACAGAAACUUGGUGCGAAGAAGGUGACAGGCGAAGAGAUUGAUUUCGAAGCCGCCGAAAAGGCCGCCAAAGCCGAGGCAGAGAGGAUAGAAAAGCUAGGCUACGACCCGGAUGCAGAAAAGGCCGAGCAACUGUCCAAGAACAAGCCCAUCGGUUUCGGAGCAACCACAGUCGAAGCCUCUGCCCCAACCGCCACGUCCAAGCCCGGACCUGCUUCUAGUAACCCAGCACAUGCACGAAGUCCAAGCGAGAUCGAACGACUGGGUAUGGGUGUGGGCCGAUUAGGGUUUGGACAAGUUGGCGCAAACAAGGCUGCUGCAUCGACCGCCCCUGCGCCCAGAAAAUUGGGAUUUGGCAGUGUCGGAGCGAGCAAGGCUCCAGUGGAUGACGAUGCCGAACAAUAUGCGCGCCAAAAGUUCGGCACUCAAAAAGGCAUCUCGUCGGACGAGUUCUUCGGCCGCAACGCCUUCGACCCAUCCGCCCAAGCAGAAGCCAAGAACCGUCUCCAAGGCUUCGAGGGCGCCACGAGCAUCUCGUCCAACGCAUACUUCGGCCGACCCGAAGACGAUCUGACCGGCCUGGAGGGUGGCGAUUACGGCGACAUCGAGACGGUCGCCAAGGACUUCGUCCGUCGCCUCGGUCUGACUGCCGGCGACGACUUGGAGAAUCUGAUCAACGUCGCUGGCGAAGGCGGCAGGCGGCUGAGAGGUGCUGUGGCCCGGUAUCUGAACAGCUAA